Molecule: messenger RNA, 1620 nt
Organism: Colletotrichum graminicola M1.001
Lineage: Eukaryota; Fungi; Ascomycota; Sordariomycetes; Glomerellales; Glomerellaceae
Exons: 3
Coding region: 1-1620 (539 amino acids)
Cellular component (GO): cytoplasm
Molecular function (GO): zinc ion binding; ubiquitin protein ligase activity
Source: RefSeq, a predicted model, not a curated record
AUGUCAAUGGAGCCCCCUCCGCCACCAGCUGCGUCUGGCGACUUUGAUGGUGCUGUUCCUACUGGCGCGCCAAAGGCUGCGCGAAGCGAGAGCUUCUCGUCGCACAAAUCCAACGACUCUCAAACUGCUGCUGAAUUCAUCCGCGAUCAGAUGCAACUGGAAGCCGACGCGCGCGAAGCUCUUCCCUACAGCAUCGAGAACUGCACCAAGAUUCUCGGAUCUCUUCGCCAGAGCGUCUUUGCCUGUUUGACUUGCAACCCGCCGCCUACAAAUCCGAAGGAUGCCUACAAUAGUGCAGGCGUUUGUUAUGCGUGCUCGGUCCAGUGCCACGGCGAACACACCCUUGUUGAGAUCUUCACCAAGAGAAACUUCACAUGCGAUUGCGGCACCAAGCGAUAUCCAUCUACAAGCCCCUGUAGCUUGCGAAUCAACUCCGUCAACAACACCAAGGGCGGCGUUCAUUCGGAGGAACCGGAUGCGAACAACAAGUACAAUCAGAACUUUAGGAAUAGGUUCUGUGCAUGCGAGUGUGAUUAUGACCCAUUCCAGCAAAAGGGCACCAUGUUUCAGUGCUUAGGUUUGGGGACGGCUGAGACUGGUGGCUGUGGCGAAGAUUGGUAUCACCCCGGCUGCUUGGUUGGAUUAGGCCCCAACUGGUUCGAGGGCAUGAAGAGGGAGAAGGAUUCCAAAUCCAAGGAUGAGAUUACAGACGAUGCAGCUUUGCCGACAAUCUCGGAGGAUUCAGAAGCGCGCCCAGCGGAGGCGGCGGGGGCAGUGGGGGCGGCGCCAGCUGCUGUUGGGCCCAAGGAAGAGGAGGAAGACGACGACGACGAUCCGCCAAUGCCACCCGGCUUCCCAGGCGAAGACGACUUCGAUGCGUUCCUCUGCUACAAAUGUGUCAACGCCAAUCCAUGGAUCAAGAAAUACGCCGGUGCCAAGGGGUUCUUGCCCGCAGUUUUCUCAAGUCAGAAGCAGGAAGACGUCUCAAUCUCAGAAGAAACUACCAGGAAGCGUAAGGCGGAUGACGACGGUGCUGAACCGGAGUUUAAGCGACUGAAGGGCGAUUCCGAGCCAUCAGAGGACGGACCUGACAGCAGAGCUACAGAGGCCAAGGAAGAGCCCAAUGAAGCCGUGUCGACUUGCAAGUGGGCAGCACUUCCACCUCCGCCACGCGGAGAGUUCUCGCUCUUCAUGAAAGAGGAUUUCCGUAACAAUUUCUGCCGUUGCUCGUCGUGCUACCGCAACCUGGAUCCCCACCCGCAACUGCUGGAGGAGGAGGAGACGUACGAGCCACCACUUUCAGAUGGCGCAAACUCAGAGCACGGUGGGUCGACCAAUGGUAGCGGCAGCCUUCUUGAGCGUGGUGAGAGUGCUCUACGAAACGUUGACCGCGUUCGUGCAAUCGAGGGUGUCAUGGCGUACAACCACCUCAAGGAGCAGCUGAAGCCAUUCUUCCAACAAUUUGCAGAGAGCGGCCAAGCGAUCGGCGCAGAGGAUAUUAAGUCUUACUUUGCCAAGCUCAGAGGCGACGAGCAGGCCAUCAAGGACGCCGGAGAGGCAGCCAAUGGUCCGAAGGAUGAUGAGGAGGAUGACCAACGUCGGGAGCAGAGUGGAUACUAG